AUGUCUACUGGCCAAAAGACAUCCGGCCCCGAGGGCAACAAGCUCUUCACCCGCAACCACCUCUUUGACCUCACCGGCAAAGUCGCUCUCGUCACGGGCGGCGGCACAGGCAUAGGCCUAAUGGCAACCCAAGCCCUCGCCUCCAACGGCGCAAAAGUCUACAUCACCUCCCGCAACCAAUCCAAGCUCGACAACACCGUCCAAACCUACGGCCAAAACGUCCCCGGCUCCAUCGUCCCCGUCGUCGCGGACGUCACCAAGAAAUCCGACAUUGACAAACUCUACAAGGAAAUCGAAUCAAAGGAACCCGCCCUCGACAUCCUCGUCAACAACGCCGGCGUCUCCAGCGCCGCCUUCGAAGUCGAGAGCGACUCCGCGCAGGACAUGAAAGCAAGCCUCUUCGACGACGCCUCCGCCGACUUCGAGGACUGGACCGAGACCUACCGCACAAACGUCGCGGCCGUCUUCUACGUCGCCGCGAGCUUCCUCCCCCUCCUGCAGAAAUCCACAGACGAACAGCACGGCUGGUCCGGCACCGUCAUCAACAUCAGCAGCAUCAGCGGCAUGAUUAAGAAGUCGCAGCACCACUUCUCGUAUAACGCGUCCAAGGCGGCGACGAUCCACGUGAACCGCAUGCUCGCCGAGGAGAUUGCGUUCAAUGGGCUCAAGAUCCGCGUGAACAGCAUCGCGCCUGGUGUUUUCCCCAGUGAGAUGACGACCAAGGAGCCGGCUGAUGAGGAGCAGAAGAGCGAGAUCCCAAAGGAGAAGUAUGCUGAUAAGGUUAUUGCGGGACGGCCUGGGAGGGAUGAGGAUAUGGCGUCUACGUUGCUGUUUUUUGCGUGUAAUCAGUAUCUGAAUGGGCAGACGCUUGCUGUUGAUGGGGGGUAUACUCUUGCUGCUGGGAUGUGA
Messenger RNA from Colletotrichum abscissum, 909 nucleotides. RefSeq names its product short chain dehydrogenase. The transcript has 2 exons. Gene Ontology annotation, molecular function: oxidoreductase activity. The record is from RefSeq and is a predicted model, not a curated record. The coding region runs from base 1 to 909 and encodes 302 amino acids. NCBI's taxonomy places the organism in Eukaryota, Fungi, Ascomycota, Sordariomycetes, Glomerellales, Glomerellaceae.